Messenger RNA from Prorocentrum cordatum, 1921 nucleotides. The record is from the annotation of a GenBank genome assembly. Lineage: Eukaryota; Dinophyceae; Prorocentrales; Prorocentraceae.
AUGCCGCCGCCCGGCGGCUGCUGGCGGGUGCGGCUCGCCGCGGCGCUGCUGGCAGCGCUCCCUGCGCUGCUGGGACCUGCCGGUGAAAGAGCCCGCCCGGACCUGGUGGCACUCGCCGCCCCGCUGGAGUUCGAGACUUGCGCGGACCUGAACGACUCGGUGAAGGAAGAGCUGGACUACGAGGAGAGAGUGGAAGAGUCGAUCUUUGAUGGCGUCGGCGAGAUGGAAAUAGUCGUCAAUCUGGGUAUCAUGGGAACGAUCAUGCUCGUCUGCCUCAUGGAGAAGUGCCGCAUGCACUGGGUUCCAGAGUCUCUCGUCGUCAUCUUGGUUGGGGUGGCCCUGGGCGAGGGGCUGAGAGCACUCAUUUGGAGCAAUUACUUCAAGGAUGACACUGUGGAGAAGCUGCUGGCAGAGAUGAACGCGCCGUUGUUGAAUAUGCUUCUGCUGCCUAUCAUUAUAUUCGAGUCUGGCUGGUCCUUGCGGGCCAUGGACUUCGGCUCCCAAUUUGAGCACAUUCUCAUCUUCGCCGUGCUGGGCUCAGGGCUCGCGAUGAUCGUGGUGGCUUCCCUUAUAAUGGCAAGUUCAAGCAUUCAUGGUAUCGCCAACUGGAGGACGGCUUUGGUUUAUGCGUCCCUUAUCGCGGCCACAGACCCUGUGGCGACGCUGGCGACGUACUCCUCGUUGAAGGUUGACCCUUUCCUGAACAUCAUGGUAUUCGGGGAGUCUACCAUCAACGACGCGGUCGCCAUCACAGUAUUCAACAUUCUAAACAGUGACGCCAUCUUCGAGAAACCGUGUGCGUCAUUCGUCGGAGCCGUGGGCACGCAUUUUGGACAUAUCGUCUUGGGUAUUGCGAAAACGCUGUUUGGAUCAAUGCUGUUCGGCAUCGUUUUUGCAAGUUUAUCCAUCGUUGCCAUCCGUUUCUUAGCCAUGAGGCACUCCCAGACGAUGGAGACUCUUUUUAUCUGUUUACAACGGAGCCUGGCGUCGGGAUCGCAGAUCAAGCUCAUGUUGCGGGCGAUCGCCGCAGUGGGACUGCGGUCCCGCGGCAUGAACACUCAUCCGAGCGCGCGCUCGCGGGCUGACAGUCUCAGGUGCCUCCGCGUGCUGCACCGCCGGCCCAUCUGCUCGCGCGGGGAUCCGGCGGAGCACAUGCACCUGUCGGGGAUCAUCGCCGUUCUCUUCUGCUCGAUCACCAUGGGGAUCUACGCGCCCGAGCACCUGUCUCGGAAGGGUUACGUGCUCACGUCCUUCUUCCUCAAGGCCUGGGCCAGCCUCGCGGACAUGUGUGUGUUCCUGCUCGUGGGCGUCGACUCCCUUUUCUUUGCGCGCAAGAAUAGCACGCGGGAGUGGGGCCUGGCGGGCCUGGUCAUGCUCUUCUCCGGGCGGGUCCAGGGCAAAGCGGCCCACUUGCCCAAGGAGCAGGUGCUGCUCCUCUCGUGGAGGCACCUCUUCAUGAUGUGGCACGCAGGGCUCCGCGGGGGCAUCUCCCUGAUGCUUACUCUGGAGCUCGGCGAGUGGGUCGACCUGCAAAACGGCUUUGGGACCAGGGAUCGCCUGGUCGGCUGCACCGUCCUUGUCAUCUGCAUUUUCUUGCUGGUCUUCGGUGGCUCCUUUCCCUCCUCCUCCUAUUCCUCCUUCUCUUCCUCUUCCAUGCUCCUCCUCGUCCUCCUUAUCCUUUUUCUCCUCUUUGUGAAGCUGCUCAACUUCCCAAUGGAGCAACCGGUUGGGCCCGCUUGUUGAGUCAAGUCGGCAGACUAGGCUUUGGGGUUCGCGUUCAGAGUUAUCGAGCUGCUGGACGGCAUCAUCAAGUGGGGAAGGAGGGCCCGCCGCUUGACCAGUGAGUGCAAGGCUUGGAAGGCGACCCCCAAGCUCUCGAUGCACGGCUACAUCGUGUCGGACCCGCUGGCCUUUUUUAAGA